This is a messenger RNA of Tilletiaria anomala UBC 951, 961 nucleotides long. RefSeq lists its product as uncharacterized. The record is from RefSeq and is a predicted model, not a curated record. Lineage: Eukaryota; Fungi; Basidiomycota; Exobasidiomycetes; Georgefischeriales; Tilletiariaceae. Bases 55 to 642 code for a protein of 195 amino acids. The transcript has 4 exons.
AGCUCCCCUCGUACAGAUAUCUCACGCCCCCAGUAGAACGGACUGCUUGUCAUCAUGGAGAACCUCAUCAACGCUGCUUCGGGAUUCCUGGGCAACCAGGCUGGUCAGAAGGGUAGCGGCAACGGCGGCUUUGACCUCGGUGACCUCGGUUCGCUCGUCUCUGCAGCAAGCAACCACGCGCAGCAGAACAACAACCCGCAGGAUUCGUCCAUGUUCUCGCAGAUUGCAUCGCACUUGCAGACGCAGCAGCAGCAAGGCAACAUCCGGCCAUCGGACGACGACCCGUCGGACGACCAGCUGAUGCAGCACCAUGACCAGGUCGUCAACAGCGACAACAACGUUGGCUCUGGCGAAAUCGGCAACGCUGCCGCGCUCAGCGCCAUCAAGAGCUUCCUGGGCAACAGUGGCAGCCAGCAGGGCGGCGGCAACAUGCAGAGCCAGUUGAUCGGUAUGGCCAUGUCUCAAGCAGCCCAAUUCUUCGACCAAAAGCAAGGUCAGGGCCUCGCACAGGGUAGCAAGAAUGACGCGGUCCAGCAGGCCGGUCAGAUGGCCAUGAAGCUGAUGAUGAAAAAUCAGCUUUCGAGCAUGAUCGGCGGCGGCAACAGCGGUGGUCUGGCGUCACUUGCCAGCAAGUUCUUGUAAGGAAACUUGAACAGUAGAACCGUUCAUUCGAGAUUCAAUUGGACACGGGAGGAGCUGACAGCUCUAGUUCGGGAUUCAAAUAAACAAUGUAGUACACAAAAAAGUGACAAUUUUUCAUCACAAGCCACCAAGGCUUUCCUCCGCUUUCCUUUAGCCUGAUCUCAUCUGCCUAAGAACUUGCCGAAUCCGCACUUUUUUGUCAUCUUCUCCGUCGUGGCUAUGGCAGUGCCGAAUGGCGGGGGAGCAGUGGGAUCGCUCACUGGCGCUGGGCGCUGACGGGAAUGCUGCUGCUCUUGAGAACGAGGGAUGCGAGGCUGGC